AGAGAGAGAGAGAGAGAGGCGGAGCUGCUUGUAUCACGUGGGCCCCGCUCCCGCCGCCGCUGUUGCCGUCGUCUUUCUCUGUCUCGACUGAGGCAGCCAUCUUGCUCUUGCCGCGUGCUGUUGUUGGAGGACCCUCCCUGCUUCAGAUUUACCAACAGCAUGAAUCAAGAAAAGUUAGCCAAACUUCAGGCUCAGGUCCGGAUAGGGGGCAAGGGUACAGCUCGCAGAAAGAAGAAGGUGGUACAUAGAACAGCUACAGCUGAUGACAAAAAACUCCAGAGUUCUCUAAAAAAACUGGCUGUGAAUAAUAUAGCUGGUAUUGAAGAGGUGAACAUGAUUAAAGAUGAUGGGACAGUUAUUCAUUUCAACAAUCCCAAAGUCCAAGCUUCCCUUUCUGCUAACACCUUUGCAAUUACUGGUCAUGCAGAAGCCAAACCAAUCACAGAAAUGCUUCCUGGAAUAUUAAGUCAGCUUGGUGCUGACAGCUUAACAAGUCUUAGGAAGUUAGCUGAACAGUUCCCACGGCAAGUGUUGGAUAGCAAAGCACCAAAACCAGAAGACAUUGAUGAAGAGGAUGAUGAUGUUCCAGAUCUCGUAGAAAAUUUUGAUGAGGCAUCAAAGAAUGAAGCUAACUAAAAUUUUUUCUGGAGUUUGGAAACUGGCAUGGACUAAAUUUAACAAAUCAGCUAUGUGGUUCCAAAGUUUUACAGACAUGGAGAACAUCAACUGUUACUAGUUCAGUAAUAUAAAUAUUUUGUAUAUUGAUAAUGCUGUUUGUUCAGCAUUUUUCGGUCAUUUGAUUUUGCAUUUUGCACUUCCUCCCAGGAUCUAUUCUUUUGGUCAAAAUACGAAGUAUUGGUGCAGUUUGAGGGUGUUUUGGUGUUUGAUUCUCAGUUUUCUGUUUUGUUUUUUUGUUGGGGUAUUUUUGGUGUGUAUGUGUAUGUAUGCGUGUGGGUAUGUGUGUAUACAGUGGAGAGCAAAUUGGAAAACAGUUCUAUUUAUCCUCCUUCUUCCCCCAGUAGAAAAUAAAACAAAUCUUUACAUUU
Messenger RNA from Mustela lutreola (European mink), 1046 nucleotides. RefSeq names its product basic transcription factor 3 like 4 (gene BTF3L4). The coding region runs from base 160 to 636 and encodes 158 amino acids. The transcript is spliced from 6 exons. The record is from RefSeq and is a predicted model, not a curated record. Lineage: Eukaryota; Metazoa; Chordata; Mammalia; Carnivora; Mustelidae.